Molecule: messenger RNA, 42380 nt
Organism: Podarcis lilfordi (Lilford's wall lizard)
Lineage: Eukaryota; Metazoa; Chordata; Lepidosauria; Squamata; Lacertidae
Source: the annotation of a GenBank genome assembly
AUGGGAGUCCAGCUCGGGCAGGUCAGUGGGGAGGGAAUGGGGCCUGGCUCGGGGUGGGUGGGGGGAGGGGGGAUUGGCUUGACCCCCGCCCCUCCACAGCAGCUGGGUGUCUUGGGGUUGGUGGGUGCUGCCAGGGGGGAGGGCAGUGGUGGCUGGAGGUGGGAGGCAGAUGUUUGUUUUGAGGAGGAGGAGGAGGAGGGUGGAGGAGAUCAGCUGAGCUGGAGAGGGAGGGGAGCCUCUGUGUCUUUCUCUGUGUGUAUGUGUGUGAGAGAGGGAACAUAUUAGUGCAUAUAAUGUAUUUUGGGAAAUAUCUGGUACUGUGUUUAGAAUUCCAGGGCAGACCAAUCUAUUUUUGUGUGUGUUUCUAUGUGCAUUACAUAUUAAGGAGAGGAUGCAAUAGUGGAUGUUGUGCAUCUUAAGGAAACAAUCGAAUGCUCAGUGGCAUAAAUAUGUUUAAAGAUCUAAGAUAUUGAUUCCCAAGCUUAUGCAUGCUUAGUCAGAAGUAAGCCCUACUUAAUUCAGUGAGACUUAACCCUCAGGAAGGUAGGCAUAGGAUUGCAGCCUAAGAACUAUGUAUCCUGGAAUGAUAAUAAUAAUAAUAAGAAGAAGAAUGUGCUUUGAAGUUCUUCUUAGAUCUCUGCACAAAAACAAUCUAAUGUAGUGUGUGUUCUGUGUGUAAGAGAGAGGCAUCCAGCUGGCUAAAAGGAAGAGGAUGGAGACUUGAGCAAUGGAGAUGUAUUUAUGCCCUUAUAUGUGAUUUUUCCUGCCUUCUGAAUAGGAGUUCAGGGCCCUGUGCAUGGCCCCUCCCUUUUUUUAUAUGCAUUGCAACUCUGAGAGGUCGAAACUGAGUGACAGGCCCAAGGUUGCUCCAUGAGAAGAUUUUGGCCGAGUUCUGUGCCCGGCUGGAACGAAUUAUUAACUUUUAGGAUGGAAAGGAACUCGGUGUUUGGAAGUCUGAGUGUAUCGGAGCUGAAUGUAUGUUGUUGGUUUUUCAUUGCAUUUCUGCCUCAAGUUUCUUCAUUCAUGAACCCUGAGGCAAUGUUCAUCAGGGUUCUUGGGCAAUUCAGGAAAAAUGAUCUUUUCCCAACAGAUCCAAACCUGUUGAGGUUCAGACCAUAGCCUUAGGUCUGAGUGAAUUUUUGGGAGUCAGCAGCUGAGUAAAAUGCUAAAUUUAGAUCACCCUAGAGCACCAGAAAACAUUUUGAUGCAAGUUACUCUAUGAAAAUUACUCUAAAUUUCCUGAAAACCUACUUUACUGGUUUAAUGAUACAAAGCCUGUGUUUUUCUGUUUUGUUCAGUACCCUCACCUCAAUUGUAUGUGUGUAGGCAACAGUAACUGCUUUAGUCCCAGAGACUUAAAAUAUUUAUAAAUGGCAGUGAUAUUUUAAUUCUUGGUGAAAAGUAUGAGUAUGCAAGGCUUUUGAUCACACAAAACAUAACUAAACAACAAAGCCAUAUAAUAGUGCUCCAAUAUUUUCAACAGGGAUUGCUAUUUUUGGUGCAUGAUCUAUCUUCUCAUUCAAUCUGAUCUCUCUAAAACAGAGUUGGAGAACAUGUGGUCCGCCAACUGUUGUUCCCAUUGGCCUCAGCCAGCAUGGCCAGUGUUCAGGGAUGCUGGGAAUUGUAGUCCAACAACAGCAGGAGGGCCACAGGUUCUUCGGUAUCCCAGAGGUUCCUUAGAGGACUAGUUGAUGAGGAAAGGCUCCCUUUAAAGUAGGAUGCUUAAACUCUGCUGGUCUAAAGGUUGCAUUUGAUUUCCACGGUUCUUCUUUCCUCUCCAAUGCAACUUUUGCUAUCAUGUCUCUCUUUUCAAUCUGACCAUCCUUGCACGGCAGUGAACCCUCCUCACAGCCCACUCUUGUCCUAAUUCAUUCGUCUGCAAUAUGAUAUGAGUGUUGGUUGCUCUGCCAGAUGUAUAAGACUUCAAUAAACAAGUGCUUAGUCCUGUAAGUGAAACUGUCUGGCCACGGAAGGAUAAAAUAGUCUAGCUGUCAGUGGGAAUGGUGAAAAUAAAAGGCAACUGGUGGUACAAAUUGCAAAUGAAAAUAGUUUAUGCCUAUUGCAAGGGGCAGCCUUAUUGCUCUGAUCCAGCUAGUGCCGUCAGUGUACAGAUAUAUGUUUCAUGCACAGUAACCUCAUAAUUCUUGUGUGGGUGGGUUACUUGGGACUUGCACCUGUCUGGUGCUUUGUUUCUUACAUCUUCAUUUCACCAUCUACACUCCAGAUACAGCUCUGUGCUGCCGUUUCCAAUCCGGUUGUUUAGUGCAGUCCUAUGAUAGCUGCACAUUUGACACUCUGGUUGUGCUUUAAAGAGCUACUGGAGGCACCUUAUGUUGGCUGCUUUUGUACCAUGUUUGUUCAUUCUUGGUAUGCGUUUAGUUUUAGGUGCUUCAUAUAUGUUACCAUGUAAACCUCACAAUAACCUUGUAAUGCAAGUAACUAUUAUUUCCUUAUUGCAUCUAAGGAACGGAGAGCAGGAAAGCUGAGUUUGUGAGGAAGUGGGUCAUAUCAAGCCACCUGGUCACUUAGAAUGAUUUUGCUUAUUUCUCUAGCUGUUUAUUUACAUAGAGUAAUGCUGGUAUGUUCUGAAUACUACACAUGGGCUAAGUAAACCUUACUUUCUAGGGAGUGCCCUUUUAUCAGAAGCUUAUUUGUUUAAGUAUUGGGAGUGUUGUGCUACUAUGCAAGCUGAGCGGUUAUUAACACCUGCAAAAAUCAGAGCUGGUUCUGUUUCCUCCUGGGCAACUGUAGCUCAGUGGUAGAGCCUACCUGUUUAGCAUGCAGAACAUCCCAAGUUUGAUCCCUGGCAUCUCUACUUUAAAAGGUCAGGUGGCAUAUAAUAGGCACGAUUUCACCCUGGAGAGCCACUACCAGUCAAGCUAGACCAGUGGUUCCCAAACCUUUUCCACUGUGGACCUCUUGAAGGUUGCUAAUUGUCUUGGCAGACCCUUAAAAAGUUUCUUCUGCCUGCUUCAGCAAUUGUAAUGUGUUGUGCCAGAAGCUGUACAUUUUUAAAUUGUAUUUUUAUGGCUUCUUUCAUUUUCUGUAUUGUAUUCUUUUAUAUUGCAUUUCGAAUUCUGUAUAGUACAAUAUAAAAUACCAUAAAACAUAAUAGAAGAAAAAGAGAAAGCAAUAAGAAUACAAUUAAAAAUCUGAUAUUUAAUGCACUGUGCUCACCUUCCACAAUUGCUGCUCCCACCGUUCUUCACAGACCCAGAACUGUCUGAAUGAAGCUUGCCGUGGACCACCGUUUGAGAUCCCCUGAGCUUGAUUGAGUUCUGUGGUACUAGUUUCAGUUGAUGGUGCCUAAGAUUGUGGACACAACACUUGUAGCUAUUUGCUGUAUCGUGUGUCCUCCCAGUUCUUCCCCAUCAUUCAGGUUAGGCAGGUGGGUCAAGCGAGUGGUGCAUGCAUUAUUACUCCAGCCACCCUUAAAGAGGAGGUUGUGCGACAACAUCUAAAGAAGCCAGAGGUCUAUGAUAAUGAUCACCCAGUCAUUAAUACCAUUCUUGGGCUGGGAUAGUCUAAACUGUUGUGACUCAUGCUUAGGAACCUUGAGGGUAACCUCACAACUGGAUUCCUGUGAUGUGGUCUGUGAAGAGCUACCCUUGAGAUUGGCUCAGAAGCUGCAGCUAGGUUGCUCAGUGGGGCAUCUGCUGCACAACCCCUGUACUGCCAAUUAGCCACCGAGUCAAGUUCAAGGAGGGUGUUUUGUUAUUGUUGCUUCUGGCUGCUAUAGUUGCUGCAACUAUGUUCUAUGAUUAUCUGGGUUGUUUGCUUAUUUUAAUGAUUUUUGUUUGGAUGGUGCAGCACUUUGAGAUUUUGGAAUUGGAAAAUUUGUAUGUGUAUGUAUAAGUAGAUAGAGAGAGAUAUAUGAAAUAAACAGAUAAACAAAUAGUCAGCCAUAGGAUCCCUGUCUAUGAUGGACCUGCCAUGCAGAAUUCAGAAGAGAGGGCAGAUUUCCCCUUUAAGUUCAGUGCUUUUUUUACUCUUUCUCCAUAGGAGUGAAUUCACACCAACAAGCUGAUGGCCACCCACUUGGAUGGCUUUAAAAGAGUAGACAAAUUCAUGGAGGCUAAGCUCUGCUUCUUGCCUCUGAAUACCAGUUAAUGGGAUCACCACUGGGGAGAGGUGCUGCUGAGCUUUGUUUCUGCUAGUGGGCUUCCUGUAGGCAUCUUGGUGGCCACCUACAUAUCUUGUGGCAGUGAAUCCCAUGUAAGGCAUUUCCUGCCCCUUCAUCUGCAUGUAGAUCUGCCAAGGGUUCUGUGUCUGGGACCUGCUAGAGCGCAAGAAGAAUGUUUGUAUCUAGGUUUUCGAUGGACACAAGUGCGAUCUAGAACAGAAUGUCGCAGUGUGGAGUUGCAGCUAGCCAGCCAUAAUCUUUCCCAAGAUAGAGUGUUACCUCGGUUUAAGAAAGCCCUGUUUAUGUACUAUUCGGUUUACGAACUCCGCAAAACCGGAAGUAGUGUCCCGGUUUGCGAACUUUACCUCGGUCUAAGAACGGAAGCCAAACGGUAGAAGGGCACCAGCAGUGGGAGGCCUCAUUGGGGAAAGCACCUCGGCUUAAAAAUGGUUUCGGUUUAAGAACGGACUUCCGGAACAGAUUAAGAUCGUAAACCGAGGUACCACUGUACUCCAUUCCAUUCUCCUUCCCUUUCUCCAUUUUCUAUUCUCCCUCCCAACACAAACACUAACCCCUCCCCAACAUGUUAUGGGGCUGCUGAGUAUGUGCAUUCCCUCACUAGUUUUGGGGUUCCCUCUUCCCCAUGGUCCCCCCUCCCCCCAAAAAUUCUUCCUACUUCCAGAAACCUUUGGGUUCUGUCAAGCCAGCUAUUAUUUCCCUCUUGUGUAUGGAUGGUGCCAUUUUCCCUAUAUAGAGAGUCCAAAUAAAAAGAAUCAGUUAGCUAUUGGUUUAAAUACUGCAUGUGAUUGUUCCCCUGUAACAGAAUGGGUUGGGUUUUUGUGUGUGUUUUUUUUACAAAAAAUAAAAUGCCCUUUUGUCUCUAGAGCAGGCUUCCUCAACCUCGGCCCUCCAGAUAUUUUGAGACUACAAUUCCCAUCGUCCCUGAUCACUGGUCCUGCUAGCUAGGGAUCAUGGGAGUUGUAGGCCAAAAACAUCUGGAGGGUCGAGACUGAGGAAGCCUGCUUUAGAGAGUGACGCAACUUAGUAAUUGCUUUCACCCCCUUCAGGCUACAGUAAUGAUCUCGUGGAAAUCCUGGGCUGCCUGCUGACCGGACUUGGACUGAGUUGAGUUGCCUGCUGUAAAACUACAGAUGAGAAGCUUGGUAUUGUGUCCUCUUGCGCAGCCUCCUUGCUGGCACUUCUUCUGAUGGAUAGAACCAGGACUCGGCAGUUCUCUUGAAAAGCGAGUUUUGUUCAGCUGGGGAAAUAUUUCCCCCGCAUCUUAAUAGCAUCUGCCAUGGACUCUUCGGUGAUCCUGCUGGAGAAGCAAGCCAGCAACGGGGGGCCCUACAGCUCUGAGCAGCCUGUGGAGAUGGAGGCCAAAUUGGAGCGGCCAGCAGAAGGAGAUGGCCUUCAUGGUAAGCUGUUUCUGCAGAUCAGAUUUGUGUUGCUGCGAGGAAUGUGUUUCUGAAGGUAGUGCAGUCAGGCUAAGGACAUAAGGCGGGCAGUGGACAACCUGAGGAAGUGCCAUCCCACUUUGGGCCUGUCAAGAGAACACAGGUGAUGUCCACUCUUUCCAGGAUCUCUCCUCGUUUUGAGAUUUUAGUGCAGUGGUUCCCAAAGGGCAUGGCGUGCCACGCUGGCGUGACAGGAAAGGAUGACAAGGGUGGCAGGAAGAUAAAAGGACCAUCAAAAAAACAUUCAAAUGCUUCAGUGUAGUAUAGUAUACUAUAGUAUCCAUUUUUUAUAUUCAAAAUGAGAGCAAGAGCAUCAAGUGAUAAAUUUGAUGCGUUGCGAGCAAAUUUUCAUUCUGAAAGGGUGGCACAGAGAAAAAAGUUUGAGAACCACUGCUGUGGUUGGUGAGCUGAGAGUUGGUUUAGACCCUGGGUGAGAAUCCAGAGGCUGAGGGUAGUGGUGUGUCAGAAGGAAACUGAAUAUAUAUUUAAUUUUUAAUGUACAUUUUUUGUAGCUGUGUAUUUUUGUAAUAUUUUGUUUAAGUUGUCCGUUGUUGCUUUAGUUUUUUGUACAUCGCUGAGACAUAUUUUUAAUAUAUUAAGUGAUAUGGAAAUUAAAUAACCCAAUCGAAUCAAAUAAGGUGAGCCCUGCUGGAUAGGACCAGAUGGCCAUCUGCGUUAGGUCCCUGUGCCUGAAUUCCCCCAUCCUUGUCCUAGCAGGUCUGGUUGAAGGGUCAGGAGCAGGCAAUUUGACAGAGCUCUGCUUGAGGACCCAGAGAGCUGCAGCCAGUCAGGGUAGAUAAUGCCCAGAUUUCGUAUAAUGCAGCUUCCUGUGUUCCCAGUGCUUUUCUUCUGAACAGCCAAAGGUCCCAGGCUAGUCAAACCAGGUAGGCCUUUGCCAAGGUAUUUCUUAUAGCAGGGAUGCUUUAAAGACCUAGGAUAUCCUCUCUUUAUAGGAAGGGGAAACAGACUGGAGACCCAUCCUUCCACCCCUAAGUUUGUAAGGGAUGUGAACCUAGUGCAACCCAAUAUUCUGCUCUUUUCCAGUGACUAGUGUAAAUGACAGCAAAGCGCCAGCUGAAGGGGAAUGCCUGGUUCCAAACAGCUGCGAGGUGCCAUGUGCGAAUGGACCAGCAUCUCGCUACCCUGUCUCUUCUGACCCCAACGGCAGCCCACGUGGGGAAGUACCAGCUCCAGGUGUGCCCGGUUUCCAUGACAACCUAAAGCCGUCUCAGGGAGCUAGUGCUGAGGGCAUAGUGCUUAGGAAGGAAGCGUUGCAGUCCCUCAAACUAAGCCUUCCCAUGCAAGAAACCAAAUUGUGUAAGCAUCUGUUUAUGGCGGAGCCCCCUGUUUUUUUCUCUUGCUCCAAGAAAAAAAAAGCUCCCUCCCCCACUUUCCAUUACUCUCCUGGCCUCUGCAGACUCUGUCUCCAAAUAUCACUUCAAAAAAGCUUGAUCUGAUACUGUAAUUUUGCUCUGUGGCAAUUGGUGCUUGUGACUCUGUGUUUAACACACUUACUUUACUUAACAUUGUUGGGCUGAAUAAAUGUUGCCGUUAAAACACUGUUAAAAACAAAGGACCCUUAUUGCUUUCCUUUUUUUUACUUUUUGCAUUCCAGUUAGACAAGUGCAAAUUCAGAAUAAUUAUAUUGUAUAAAGCCAGGCUUGUAUUUUAACAGCUUGCCAUAGGUGACCAGGAAAUCCAUGCAGGUGAAUAAAAGUGCUGGCAGAGGAGAGAUGAAUUGCCUACUUGGUAGAAAGCUAGAUUUUUUUCUACUGGAAUCUUCUCCUUGGCCAGCAUGAGAAUAUAGACUACAUAUAUUAGUACGUAUAUAUGUUUUUGCAGGCUGAUAACUGUUUGUUGCACUUACUUACAAGCCUGUAACCCUGCACAACAUCACCUGUUUAGAUAAAAGCCCAAAACACUUGAGGUUUAGCUAGUUAUUUAUCUGUGGGCAUUUAUAUCUCACCUUUUAAAAUGGCCCAUAAUAUUAAAAGUUAAUGUAAUGAAAUAAAUAUGAAACAAGCAGCAUUAAAAAAAUAAUAAUCAAUUGGCAGGGAAGAAAAGCACAUAAUUAAAAUACUUGGGGGUGAAACUUUAGCUAAGGUCAAACAAACCUUCCUUGUGGAGAGCUUUCUACAAGUGGGAUGUCACCACUGAGAGUGAUUGCAAUAAUCUGUUUUCAAAUCUAACCGCGAGACCACAGUUCAGUCAACUUGUCCUGUGGCUGCCCACCCUUCCCUCAACCCAAUAAAAACAUGGCAAUUAGGGUUUUGCAACAGGGAGGGAGCUGUGAACAAGUUGCUUGAAGAGCUGUGGAUCAUAAACUGUGCACUCUUAAUAUCAGUGCUUACACAAGGCAUUGGGGUUUGGGGCACUUUUUUCAGCUGCACGCUCACCUGGCUAAAACCGCAUGCUUUGCUUAUCUGCAUGAAUAUUGUAGUAAGUCGUGAGAUAGGGGUAGUUAUAAUGCCCCCCCCAGAUGUUGCAGGACUCCCAUCAUCCUGACUGUUGGCCACAAUGGCUGGGGCUGAUGGGAAUUGGAAUCCAGCAACAUCUGGAGGCCACCAUGUUGAUUAGCCCUUGAGUUACGGAAAUAAGUUUGGCAUCGCCCCGCUCAGUCCUUCUACACAAUUCACGUAUGAGCGGGACUGAAGCCAGCUCUUUAUGAACAACUUAUAUCGGGAGAUGAUGCAUUUCAGUGGAUAGCCAGUUGGAGGAGAAGCCUGGGAAUCUGGAUCCAAGCCUCUGCUCAGCUCACAGUGACCUGAGGUUGUCACAGUGCCUCAGUUCCUCAUUUGUAAGAGGAGACUCUACUGACCUGACCCUUGUGGGGAUGUAAAAAUGGAGGGUUCUGAAUUUGCUUUGCGUCCAAUUUGCUUUGCUUUGUGCCCAAUUUAAAGCAAGCGGAAUCUUCAGAUGUAACCAAAUUAUACAUUGAGGUGGGUCUUGCUGACUAGUCAAACCCAAGAGCUGGAAUUGAUGUCCUUGUUCCCUUGAGCUGCAUCUUCUCCAUGACCAAUUGUUAACAAUCUCACAGUGCAUCCCAAAAUGUCUUUGUUUGUUGGUGUCUUUGAGGUACUGGGUCCCAUUCUGGGCAGGGUACAGAAUGGGUACUGUUAAGCCUUGGUAGAUAGAAGCCUCAUUGGAUUCUCACUAAAUUAACUUCAUUUCCCCCAAAAAAGCAUGUAACCUUUCAGUCUAGUAAUUGAAAUGAAAGAACUGUCACUUUUCUGUCUCUCUUGCUGUUUUUACUUCUUCCCUAAUUUUUGCUAAGAAACAUACAUUUCUACCCAGCCUAGUAAUAGACACACACACAUCUAAAUACAUAAAACCUGUCUUUCAUCCUGUAGGUUCAGCUGAUUCUUCUCUCCCUUUAGAGAAGGAAGAACAAAUCAGACUUCAGGCAAGAAGGCGCCUUGAAGAACAGCUCAAACAGUAUCGUGUAAAAAGGCACCAGGAGAGAGUAAGAGCCUAGCAAGUGGUUUCUCUGGUGUUUAUGAAUUCUAAUGACUUGGGAAAUCCUGUAAACUGCUCCUUGGUGCUGCAAAGCAUCAUUUUAGGUGAUGCUGUGGGAUGGACUCCGUUUGUGGAGGGGGUCAUUGCAGCAGUGUGAUCCACAUAUCUCCAUUCAGCCCUUUUUAAGGCCAAGAGCCGUAGCAGCUUUCACAGACAACGGGCCCCAUUCAGAAGUAACAGAUAGCCAUGUCAUGUUCCCUUGCUGUAUGAACAAGCUGUGGUGAACAUUGGGCUUAUGCACCCAUCACUCCCCUAUCUUCUUCAGAAGCUCUUGCCUAUGGUUUUACACAAAUCACAGUUCCUUGUGACAUCUAAACCUGAGGAACUGUUGUUUGUUUAAAGCCUUUCUUGGUCAUUAAGCCAGGAUCCGAUACCUUGGAAGCUGAACGCCUUGCAAGUCAAACAUUUUGGCUCCCGAACACCGUAAACCCGGAAGUGAGUGUUCCGGUUUGCGAAUGUUCUUUGGAAGCCGAACGUCCGACGCAGCUUCCGUGGCUUCCAGUUGCGUGCAGGAAGCUCCUGCAGCCAAUUGGAAGCUGUACCUUGGUUGUCGAACGUUUUGGAAGUCGAACAGAUUCUGUUUGGCUUCCAAGGUACGAGUAUACUAUGGUUUGAUCCUGGCUUGUUUUCACUAAUUCUAGUUAUAAUUAACUGCAGUACCCUGAGUUUGGAAGUGCUGUGGCUAGCCCCACCCAUAACUCUGUGUUGGGUGGCAGAUGACACUACCAUAUCACAUGGACAUGCCAGUAGUGUGCUAAAUAGUGAGAAUGCAUUCACCCUCUUUAUUCUCUGAGCAUAUACAGUGUGCAUGCCCUAGAAGGUUACUUUCCCCUCCCAUCUAUAUUAAAAGCUAGCGGACAAUUUGCCAUUGAGGCUGAUGCUUUUUUGACUUUCACUCUGGUGUGCCAAUAGAGAACCUGUUGCUGGACUCUCAACCUCUGCCGUCGUUGAUCAUUUGCCAUGCUGGCUGGGGCUGAUGGGAGUUGCAGUCCAGCAACAUCUCAAGGGCCACAGGCUCCCUAUUUCCGUUCCAUACAAUCACAGAUAACUGAAAACAACAGUAUUUGGCUCAAAUCAAUGACCUGGUUCCCACUAAACAUUAAGCCAAACCAAGGUUUAACUUGAAUGGGUGGUCUCCUUGUGUGUUCGCCUGCUGCACUCAACCAAGCCAUCGUUUGGUGUAGCAUGUUGUUCAAACAACACACCAAGUCAUGCCAUGGCUCAGCUCAGCUCAGUGUAGCACAACAGCAGAAUGACUGAGGAGGAGCAGAGUGGCUGAGAUUCACUCUCUCAGAGUCCACGUUCUUAGCUAUGGUUUGACUUCGUGUGAUGUGCAAACCAGACUGAUGUCCACCCAUGGAUCUUUCACAAAACCGAUUGGCCUGACACUUGUUUGUUCAGGUAGAGCCAUUUUGAUGUGUUAACCAUACUGAUGUGGCGGGGGUGUUUGCCAUCCCUAAAUCUGGUGGUGAAGGAAGAAUAAGCUGUAACUUUAAAUAUUAAAUAUAAAUAUAAACUUGAAGUAUUACAUUUAAAGUUCUCGCACUGAAAGGAGGAGACUGACUUUUGCAUUCAGGAACCUCAAAAAGAAACCUUGGUUGCCGUUCUAUGAUGAUUUCCAUUUGUUUACAUGACGGGCAGUUGAUUGGUUUAAAAUAAAAGACUUUGGUGAUCAGAAAUUGCAUUCCAUUUAUACUACUGCUUGUCACCUUCUUUUUCUUGUCCAAGCAGUCUACAGCUAAAAGCCGUCCCUCCAGUACCCUCGAUCCUGAGCUGAUGUUACAUCCAGAGACUUUGCCGAGGGCCAGCACUGUGUCUAUGACAAAAGAAUACUCAUUCUUGCGAACCAGCGUCCCGCGGGGACCAAAACUGGGAAGCCUGGGGCUUCCGACACAAUCAAAAGAAAGGAAAAGUUCUAAAUCUAACAGGUCAAGUAGAAUCCGGUCUCUGGCAGACUAUAGAACUGAAGAUGCAGAAGGGCAUGUUCCGCUUGAUUCACCAAGUGGCUCCCUGAAGCAGAAUCGAAGCAGCCUGACAUCUGUUGUGUCUGAGAUCAGGCUAACCCCUGAUCCUGAUGACCGGCUGGAGAAUUCCUCCCUGGCCGGAGAUAGCGUCUCUGAUAUUGACGGAAGUGAAGUAGGAUUGAGGCUGGACGGCAACGAGAGCGACAGUUCUACGUACAGUAGUUUAUCGGGAAGGGGGCCCUAUGGCGCUUUGCUCAAUUCCGAAAGCAGGCAGGGCACUUCGCUGACUGUAAAUGGCCAGGAGGUCCCUUUGGAUGCAGUUGGACAGUUUCCUUCCAUCAGGGAAGUGUUGCAGGCUGCUGCUGCGACAGAGCACCAUCCUGACGAUCAGGAAGUCAAUGGGGAAGUGAGAAGCAGGAGGGACAGCAUUUCCAGCAGGUAAGUGCAUUGCAAUGGCUUUCAAACUUUUGAACCUCCAGGGAAUAUUUUUCUGCCUUGACUUGUCUGCGAAGGAAUACCUCUGUCUCUGCUGUGAAAGGUGCUGUGGCGUCUUCUGCAGUGUGCAGUCAGCUUGUGAAGAGCAUUAGCUUGGACUGUUAUAUGAAGGCGCUCUGUGCUGACUUGGUUGGCAAGUCCAUCAAGCUCAGUGCUGUCCACUCCAGGGAUAGGGAGCUUGUUGCCCUCCAAAUGUUGUUGGACUACAGCUUCCAUCACACUUGACCACUGGCCAUGCUGGUUGGGGCUGAUGGAAGUUGGUGUCCAGCAACAUCUGGACGGCCUCUGAUCUCCCCAUCCCUGGCCUACCUUGACUCACAGCAGCUCUCAAGAAGUGUCCGGAUAGGUCCGACCAAAAGGCCCCUCUAGUCCCCACCGCAGCCAGCCAGGUGCCUCCUGGGGAGCCCACAAGCUGGGCAUGAUCACAGCUACCAUUCCCCAGAGACUGAUAUUCAGAGACAUAUGCUGCCUUUGAUUCCUGGAGCCAGCGUUGAGCCAUCAUGGCUAGUAGGCAGCAGCUUGGGUGGGAGACUCCCUGGCAAGGUAGGAAGCAGCCUUAUACCAAGUCAGACCAUUGGCCCUCGUUCAUCCUGCAUUGUCUGCUUUGACCAGCAGCAUCUCUCCAGGGUUUCAGGCAGGAGCUUUUCCCUGCCCUACCUGGGAACACCAGGAGUUGAACCUGCGACCUUCAUCGUGCAAGGUGUUACACUCUGCUACUGAGCUUGCAGUUCUUCCCAAAGCUACAGAUCCCUAGUGUACACUGCCAUGAGAUCCAUCAUGAAACAAAGGUGGGAUAUGCAUGGAGUAAGUGUAGUUGCAGUGCAUUGGGGAAGGGCAAUAGCUUAGUGGCAGAAUGACCGCUUUGCCAUGCGGAAGGUUGCCAGUUCAAUCCCCAGCAUCUCCAAGUAGGACUGGGAGAGCCUCCUUUUCUGAAACCUGGGAGAGCUGCUGCCAAUCAGUGUAGAUAAUACUGAUCCAGAAUGACCAAUGAUGUGACUCGGUAUGUAGCUACUCUGAGUGCCUUUUUGCCUAGAGGGCUGGCUAUAAAUGCCUUAAGUAAUAAGUGAACAAUAUGCACCCAGACCGCCCCUGUGGGUUGACCUCUUUCCGUGUCAGGUGGUUGACUGAAUCGCAUUCAGCAUUUUGUCAUAGAAGAGGACCUUCAGUGUGUCCCCCUGUUUAUGAACCUUACAGCAUCCUUCUCACACAACCCAUUAAGUAUUUAAUCCAUGCACAGAUCUUUCCAGCUUUUAGCACUUAACUAGAUGCACUUAUCCACUUUAGCCCUUUUAAGAAUGGGAUUACUUGUUGGUUCUCAGAAGCUUACUCACCCAUGAUACUAUAAUGAGUUUCUCAGUGCCCAUCUCUUUCAGGUCAAGUAUAGAAUUAGCAAGUGGUCAAUAUUGCAGUGCCGAUUGUGGUUGCUGUUCUUUCCCUUCCAUCUUUCUUAUAAAUGGAUGGCCAGUUUUUAGGUAUCCUUUUUGGCUCGAAAGUUAUCUGAAUGAAAUAAAAAUAUUAAACACCCCAUAGUUUGUUUUAAAUGUCCAUUUGCAGGGCUCAGAAAAUCUACUCUCCAUCAUGCUCAAAAGGAACUAAUUUUUCUGAGCAAGUGUAGGUUGGCUGUAAAGAGUUCCCAAGGGCAUUUAGCAAUGGCCCACAUUGCAUCGUUGUCAUCAUCCUGUGCCAUCAUCUCGCUUCAGGCUCAUGAUGCAGUGUCACUUUGAUGUUUUCAAAUGGCAGCUGCACUCAUGGGGUGUGGUGGCAGCAGCAGCAGCGGCAUGUCAGCAAGGAGGGUUGGAAUACAAUCAGAUUGCCUUAGUAUCUCAUGGAGAUUCUCUAUGGAGAAUCUAUUGGGAAACAAGGCCCAUCCAUUCAGCUCUGCUGAAAAAUCAGCUCCAUCAUGUUGCUCCUGCCUUUGUACUCUUUCCAUCCUGGUGGUAUUUCAGUAAGGGGCUAUCACUUAAUUUAAGAAUUGGUCCCUGCUUUUGCUUUUGCUUUUUCUCCCCUCUCCGGUCCUCCUUUUCCUUUUGUGUCAAAUCUUUUCGAUUGUAAACCAGUGGGCAGGGACUGUCUUGUUUUAAUUCAUUGUAUGUAAGCCACUCUGGGAGCCUUUUUGUUGUUGUUGAAAGAACAGCCAGGUACAAAUGCUCCAAAUAAGAAAAUAACAGGGACGAUAUCAUGAGCUGCGAAAUAACCAUGUAUGCCACUGGCACAACGUGUACAUUGAUAAAGUGUGCACACGCUUUUGUCUCUCCCCAGUAUAUCGAUGGAGAGUUCUAUCGCAGGCACGCAUGACGAAAUGUUGCAGGUCCUCAAAGAGAAGAUGCGUCUCGAAGGGCAGCUUGAAGCGCUGUCAUUGGAAGCCAAUGAGGUACAAAUGACGCCACCCCUUCUGUACAGGAUGUUACUGAGGCUACUUAAAGCAGGAAUGGGCACCCUUCAUAUGAAACUGCUGGGAGAGGAUGUCCAGAGUUUUGGGGUUCGGUGCCACCAAUAUGCUGAUGACACCAAUCUGUCUCUUUUUCAUCUAAAUGUGAGAAUGCUAUUUCAGGGCUUAAAUCAGUGUCUGGUGUCAGUAACGGGCUGGCUGAGGGUGAACAAAUUGAAGUUUAAGCGAGAAAGAGGUGCUCCUAGUUGGUGGAACGGCAGAUCAGAGAAUUGGGAUUCAACCUGUAUUGGGUGGGUUGACAUUCCUCUGACAACUCAGGUUCGCAGCUUAGAUGUACUCCUAGAUUCAACCCUGAGUGUAGAUGCCCAGGUUUCGGCAGCAGCUGGAAGUGUGCUUGCAUAUUUAAAAGCCAUGCACAAUAUGCACCCGUUCCUGGAGAUGUCGGAUCUGGGAACAGGGACACAUGCCUUAGUCACAAGGCAUAAGGAAGUUUUUAAUGCUUGAUGUUUUACUGUGCUUAAUGUUUUAAUUUGUUGGAAGCCGCCCAAAGUGGCUGGGGCAACCCAGUCAGAUGGGUGGCAUAUAAAUUAAUUAUUAUUGUUAUGGUUGUUGUUGUUGCUGUUGUGGUUGUUAUUUGGUAUACUCUAAAACACCGUAUGUGUGUCUGCCUUUGGAAAGUGUUCAGGAACUUCAGUGGUCCAAGAUGCUGCAGGCAGAUUAUUGCAGAACCUUGCUGCAGCACCUUAUUGCAACAUCUCCACUGGCUGCAUGUCUGUGUCUGGGCACAAUUCAGAAUGCUGGUUAUUCCCUACAAAGGCUUAUACAGCUUGAUUCCAGGCUGUCUGAAGGACAGCAUCUCCCUUUGUGAACCUGUCAGCUUUUGAGAUCUUCAAGAGAGGCCUUUUUCUCAGUUCUGCCAGCCUCAUAGGCACAUUUGGGAGGACAUGAGAGUGGACCUUUUCCAUCGCUACUCCCAGAUUGUGGCACUCCCUUCCACCGGAGGCUCGCCUGGCCUCCUCUUUGUUUUCUUUUUGCCAGCAGGCAAAUACUGUUUUAUUCCCACAGGCCUUUGGCCACUAACUGGCUCUUGCGGCAGGGUCUUCUAAGGGUGAAGGGACGUGGGUGGCGCUGUGGGUUAAAACACAGAGCCUAGGACUUGCCGAUCAGAAGGUCGGCGGGUCGAAUCCCCGCGAUGGGGUGAGCUCCCGUCGCUCGGUCCCUGCUCCUGCCAACCUAGCAGUUUGAAAGCACGUCAAAGUGCAAGUAGAUAAAUAGGUACCGCUGCGGCGGGAAGGUAAACAGCGUUUCCGUGCGCUGUUCUGGUUCACCAGAAGCAGCUUAGUCAUGCUGGCCACAUGACCCGGAAGUUGUACGCUGGCUCCCUCGGCCAAUAAAGCAAGAUGAGCGCUGCAACCCCAGUCGGCCGCAACUGGACCUAAUGGUCAGGGGUCCCUUUACCUUUUACUUCUAAGGGUGGGUGGCGUAAAUGGUUCUAAGUUGUUUUGAUUUGGUGUUGGUUUUUUUAUAUGAUAGCUUAUUUAAUUGUUCUUCAAUAUUUAUAACGGAUUGGUGUGCAAUUCUGUGGCAUCUUGUGAGCCACCUUGGGUUCCGUACUGGGAGAAAGGCAGGCUAUAAAUAAAAUAAAUAGUUUGUGGGGUUUCAAGCUGUAGUUUUACACUGAGGAGAAAAGAGAUUGUAGAGGAGUUAGGGUGGGGUUUUCUUUUUCAGUUGGGGGUGACAUUUGUAGAAGAUUAUGCAAAAGCUGGAUUUUAAGGAGGUACUGAAGAAUCCUUUGAACCUCAUUUGAGGUGCCUUGUGAAACCAUCAUUUUAAAAUUAUUAUUUUUUAAUCAUUGUUUUUUGUUCAGGCUCUCAAAGAAAAGACGGAACUGCAAACCCAGCUUGCUGCUUUGAACAUGAAGCUUCAGUCCCAGAUGGAGCACAGUCAGAGCAGCCAGCAGAAGCAAGACUCGCUGAACUCGGAGGUGGCCACGCUGAAGCAGUCUUGUUGGGACCUGGAAAGAGCCAUGGCGGAACUUCAGGCUGCCUUGGAGGCCAAGAAUGCCAGCCUGGCUGCCUCCAACAAUGACCUGCAGGUGGCAGAAGAGCAAUACCAAAGACUGAUGGGGAAGGUGGAAGACAUGCAGAAAAGUGUCCUCAGCAAGGAUAGCACAGGUGAGUAGGUGCUGCUCUCUUGAUUCCUAACACUCUUUAUUUCUCAAGCGGCGCUUUGUAAAUGUAUUUAAAAUAUUUAUUAAAUGGCUUGAUCCGAAAGGCCUCCCAGCAGUGUAGUAAUAAAAUGGUAGAGAAAACACAGCUAAAAUCUACGAAUGGGUUAAAGAUAGAUGGAUAGAUAGAUGAUAGAUAGAUGAUAGAUAGAUAGAUAGAUGAUAGAUAGAUGAUAGAUAGAUAGAUAGAUAGAUAGAUAGAUAGAUAAGGUAAAGGUAAAGGGACUCCUGACCAUUAGGUCCAGUCGUGGCCGACUCUGGGGUUGCGGUGCUCAUCUUGCUUUAUUGGCCGAGGGAGCCAGCGUACAGCUUCCGGGUCAUGUGGCCAGCAUGACUAAGCCGCUUCUGGCGAACCAGAGGAGCACACGGAAACGCCAUUUACCUUCCCGCCGGAGCGGUACCUAUUUUAUCUACUUGCACUUUCGAACUGCUAGGUUGGCAAGAGCAGGGACCGAGCAAAUAGAUAGAUGCAAAUAAAUCUAUAAAACCAUCAUCAUUAAAGCAAAAGUAAGACCGAUGAGGAGCUUUAAAAAAUAAAACUUUAGCGAUCAUAAAUUUGUGUUGCCCUUUUCUGCAGCUUCUGCAGCUCUCCUAUAGUCAGAGAGAGGCUUCUAUUGCAGUUGACAACUGCAACAAAGCAUAUAACAGGUAAUCAAAAAACAGUAAUUUAAAAAAGCGCCGCAACCCGAGAGUCGUUCACGACUGGACUUAACUGUCAGGGGUCCUUUACCUUUACCUUUUAAGAACUACAGUAAUUGUUUUUAAAGGUGCAAUGGAAAUGUCUAUAAAAUUAGAUGCUUCUUGCUUGAUCAUUGCUGCUGAUCGACCUUCAUAACCUUUCGAAUGAUUUCGCUUGGCUUCUUAGUUCAUGAUCUCCGACAGCAGCUUUCCUCGUUGCAAAGUCAGCUCCAGCAAGUGCAACUGGACCGCACCACGUUGACCAAUAAGCUGAAGUCGUCUCAAACAGAGAUUGCAUCGCUGCAGAAAGUGCGGCACUGGUACCAGCAGCAGCUGGUGGUGGCCCAGGAGGCAAGGGUUAGGCUGCAGAGUGAGAUGGCAAACAUACAGGUAAGGGGGACUCUCCCUUGUUAGCUGCUGUGGCACUUCUCGGUGCGCGCAUAAUAUCUUGUAAUUGAGAUGGAGGAAGCUGUCUUAUACUGAGACGCACCAAUGGUCAAGCUGUCUUAGUAGUUUGCACACUGACUGGCAGUGGCUCUCUAAAAUUUCAGGCAGGGUUCUUGUCCAGUCCUACCUGGAGAUGCCAGGGGUUGAACCCUAGCGCCUUCUGCAUGCAAAGCAGGUUCUUUUCUACUGAGCUACACCCAUUCCCCAGUAAGUUAGGCUGAGAGGCUUGGCCAGGACGCACCUAUUGAGCUUUAGCAGCUGAAAGGUGAUUUGCCCUGGUGGUCUUCCACCACAACACACAACAUAUUUCAAGAAACCAUUGCUUCGUUAUUUGCAUGUAUAACUAUAUAUAUCAGGGGAAACUAAUGUGUUGUCCUCCAGCUCCCAUCAGCUUCAACCAGCAUGGUGUGAGUUGUAGACCCAAAACAUCUGGAGGAGCACCAAAUUGGCAACCCUUGGUAUAGACAUACAUAAAUAUUCCUUUCUUCUGCAAGUUAGAAGAAAGGAGAUUCCGACCAAACAUACGGAAAAACCUUCUGACAGCAAGAGCUAUUCAACAGUGGAAUGGUCUCCCUUGGGAGGUUUUGGAUUCUCCUUCCUUGGAAGUUUUUAAGCAGAGGUUGGGUGGCCAUCUGUCAUGGAUGCUUUAGCUGAGAUUCCUGCAAUCUAGGGGGUUGGGCCAGUUGACACUCCAGGUCCCUUCCAACUCUGCGAUUCUGUGAUUCCAUGUGUAUUUGACACUUGGGGCCAAAUUAGGCCACUAUGGAAUUAGACAAUUGGUGCCUUGCCAUCUAGAAACCUAAGAUGUGGUGCAACCCUAGUUGGACAUCCCAAAGAUAAUUUAAUUAAAAUGAGAGCCCCUUCUCCCUUUGUCAGGAGCCAUGAUUAGACAGGGAAACAUCUGAUUAACCAUAGUUCCCUGUUUUGUGUGACCCUGGAAACUAUGGUUACCAGCUUUGGAACAAGUUGGGCAUUAAAAACAUCAACAAACCAUGGUUUAAUAUUGUGGCUUCUUCCAAAGCUGGUAACGCAUUUCCAAGAUUGGACAAAAUGAGGAACUAUAGGCUUCAUGGUUUAAUCAUGGCUUUAGGUGAAGAGAGGAGCAGAGAAGCUGUGCUGGCAGGGAGAAGAUUCAUGCAUAUCCCAGCUUCUUAAGAAGGUGAGAGAUGGUUGUCCAGAUACAGUCAAUUGGGAGCGGUGGUAUCUGGCAUUGGUCCUGAUGUCAUUCAAACAUUUGGCAGCUAAAAUCAUGCAUUGAAAGGCCCACUGGAAAGGAAUGUCUUCAGUUUCUGGCAGAAGACACUCAGAGAGGGAGCCUUGAUCAUGAUGUUAUUCCAAGGCCAUGGAACCACCACAAUGAAAGCCCUGUCCAUUGUUCCCAUCUCUCAAAUAUCGUGAGAUGGCUCUGAGAGCAGGGCCUCUGAAGCAUGUCCAAUAAAAGGAAAUAUUUGUAUAUUUCUUCGGAACAGAGGACAUGAACUUCCCCUUUGAACUGCUGUUAACCAACAUUUUGUAUGGCUUUUUUUCUUUCCCCUUUCACAGGCUGGUCAAAUGACCCAGGUGGGCAUGUUGGAACAUCUCAAGUUGGAGAACGUAACACUCUCUCAUCAGUUAACGGAGACUCAGCACAGGUCCAUCAAAGAGAAGGAGCGUAUAGCUACACAGUUGCAAAAUAUUGAGGUAAACUUCAUAGGAAUUUUCUUUGGACUCUCUUAGUACUUCCUGUAAUAUGGGGAUCUCUAAAACUUCAGAAUUGUAAUAGCUUAGAAUACUGCAGUCAGCUUAGAAUACUGCAAGAAUAUUGCAGUCAGAAGCAGUGUCUGGGCAGAAAUGGCUAAAAUGUCCAUUUUUGGGGGAUGAUUUUUCUUAAAAAUAGCUGGGGGUGGGGGAGUGGUAUAGAAUUGUCCUGUGCGUCCUGGGUACUUAUGGAGUACAGUGGUACCUUGGUUUAAGAACAGCUUAGUUUAUGAACAACUUGGAUUAAGAACGCUGCAAACCCAGAAGUAGGUGUUUUGGUUUGUGAACUUUGCCUUGGAACCAGAACAUGUUCCGCUUCCUGUUGAGUGUGUUACAUUUGUAAAUUGAGUCCCGCGCUGCUAUGGGAAAGCACGCCUUGGUUUAAGAAUGCUUUGGUUUAAGAACGGACUUCCGGAACAUAUUAAGUUCAUAAACCAAAGUAGUGGGGAGCUGAGGCUAAUACAAAUGUCUCUAUAGUAUAGGCACUGGAGAAGCACAUGCUCUAUUGUUUCUGUUUGUCCAGAAUCGGAGGGGCAUUGUCUCUCCGAGUAAGCAAUCUUCCUGUAUCGACCUUCAAUGACAGCCGAGGGAAGGGCACGACAUCGUGCCAGGGUAAAGGCCCUCCGGUGCUUAGGGACUUCAAAAUUAGUUAGAUAUGCCAUGGGGGAGGCAGAGUACCUGAUGGAUUCGUUGGCCAUAAAAGUUGGGGUCCUGGCUAGAUCCAGUUGGCGCUCUGUGUCUGCUACACAUUGCUUAAUGAGAGUGCUUUGGCUUGAUCGUAUCCCAUACAGCCAUGGAUCACUGCCUUCUUGUGGCGAAGGGGCUUGAAUAACUCAGAUCACCUCCCAGGGGCUUGUGCAGUCUCAGUUUGCAGUACAGCACAUGGUGCUUAGCAGUGGUUGCUCAGUUGCUAGCUUGCCCUCUGGUCUGAAUAUUUGUUAAAUGAAUAAUAGGACAACCUUGUUGUAAAAUACUUCCCCUGCCCCCCUGUACCACCCAAAAGAAAUCAGAAUGCACAUUAUUUAUUGAAUUUGGAGGGGGUAAUGUGGUAAGUGAGUGAUUUUUUUGGAGCAGGUUCUGGAUCAUCUGGGUGGGAAAUUAAUUUGGGGUACCGGGUUUAGUAAUUGGACUGAUUUGGGGUAUCUGGGGUGGGGUUUAAUUUAAUUUUAAAAAUAUUUGGGGUGAUGAAUAAGUGGAAGAUCAACCACAUGUAUAGCCUAACAUCAACACUGGCCUGAAGAGUCAUUUCUUCAGAGCUCAGCAAUCUUGAUUAAGGUUACAUAACUUAUUAAGAGAAUGACGGACUGGAUUGUUUGAUUCCCAAAACUCCUGCCUGUAUUGUGUUGGCCACUUCCUCUUUCACUCAUUAGAAUUGUCUGCUUCUUCCUGACAGGCUGACAUGUUAGACCAGGAAGCAGCCUUCUUGCAGAUCCAAGAGGCUAAGACCAUGGUGGAAGAGGACUUGCAGAGAAAACUGGAGGAGUUUGAGGAUGAGAAGGAGCAGCUUCAGAAAAUGGCGGAUUCUGCAGCAAUAUUGGAGCAGGAGCUAGAACAGGUAUAUGCAGCUGGUAGAGCGAAGAGCUUUUCACAGAAAGCUUAGCAAAAGCCUAUUCCUAGUUUGCAUCUUACGACUGGAGAGAAACAAAACUGGAAGCAGGAGAUGCAAUCCAGCAAACAGGAGUUCUUUUUAAAGUGCUUUUGAAAAUUCUGUUGGAAGGCAAAUGCUGAUCAUGACGAGCCAGCUGUGAGGAUAAGGUAGCUGCCUCCACCUGUCAACCAACCAUUUGGUAGUAGCAACAAAGGGCAUUUUUAUUUGAAUACAGUUCUUCUCUUACUUUCUAAUUCCCACCACUGCUGCUUCCUAGAGUCCCCCGUCUAUUAAAAGGUAAAGGUAAAGGACCCCUGACAGUUAAGUCCAGUUGUAGACACCUCUGGGGUUGCGGCGCUCAUCUCGCUUUACUGGCUGAGGGAGCCAGCGUUUGUCUGCAGACAGUUUUUCCAGGUCAUGUGGCCAACAUGACUAAGUCGCUUCUGGCGCAACGGAACACUGAAACCAGAGCAGCGCACAGAAACGUCGUUUACCUUCCUGCCGGAGUGGUACCUAUUUAUCUACUGGCACUUUUUUUGUGUGGCGUGCUUUUGAACGGCAAGGUUGGCAGGAGCUGAGACCAAGAAAUGGGAGCUCACCCCGUCACGGGGAUUUGAACCGCCAACCUUCUGAUCGGCAAGCCCAAGAGGCUCAGUGGUUUAGACCACAGCGCCACUCGCGUCCCCACAGCACCACCCGCGUCCCCCAUCUAUUACACGUCUACAUUCCACAUCAUCCUUGUUUGCCUACCACACUGGUUUCAAAUUCCAACCCCCUACUCCAAGCCGCAUGAAAAUUGCUGCAGGUCUAGGGGGACCACUUAGGGGUGUUUUUUUUUUGUCUAUUGUAGCAAUUGCAAUGCACUGUGCUAGAUGCUGUAGGAUUUUUAACUGUAUUUUUUAUUACUUCUUUUGUUUCUUAUAUACAGCAACGUAUUACACCUUAUUUAUUUAUUUAUUUAUUGAAUGUAUAUACCGUCCUGUACCCAGGGGUCUCAGGACAGUUCACAGAAUAAAAUCAAAAUAUAAAACCACAAAAUACAUAAUAAAAAUAAAAACAACCUAAUAGCGCCCCCCCCCCACAAAAAACACAUUUUAAAAUGGCAUAGGAUGUAAAUCAGAUCAACCAAAGGCCUGGUUAAAAAAGAACGUUUUUGCCUGGUGCCUAAAGGUGUGUAAUGAAAGCGCCAGGCAAAUUUCCCUGGGAAGAGCAUUCCACAGAUGGGGAGCCACUGCAGAGAAGGCCUGUUCUCGUGUUGCCACCCUCUGAAUCUCUUGAAGAGGAGGCACACGAAGGAGGGCCUCAGAAGAUGAUCUCAGGGUCUGGGUAGGUUCAUAUGGAAAGAGGUGGUCCUUGACGUAUUGUGGUCCUGAGCCGUUUAAGGCUUUAUAGGUCAAAACCAGCACUUUGAAUUGGGCCCGGAAACUAAUUGGUAGCCAAUGCAGUCGGACCAGGAUCAGUGUAAUAUGCUCAAACAGUCUUGCUCUGAUGAGCAUCCUGGCCACUGAAUUCUGCACCUUGAUUUCCAUAGAAUGCAACCCUAGGAAAGGUUCGUUCCUGCCGCUGACCUAAUCCCUUAGAUUGGGGUAGCCAACUUGGUUCCCUCCAGAUGGUUUUGGGUUACAACUCACACCAGCCCUUGUCAGCAUGACCGGUAGUCAUAGAUGAUGAGAGUUGUAGUCCAACAACAUCUCGGGAUACCAUGCUGGCUACCUUUGCCAUAUGUGAUAGUACUCUAGGCUCAGGGAUGGGGAACCUGUGCCUGCCUGGAUGUUGUUGGUCUCCAGUUCCAUUCAGCCCCAGCCAGCAUGGCAAACAGUCAAAGAUGACGGGAGCUGUAGUCUGGGUUCCUCACUCCCACUCUGUAGACCUUAAGUGCUGGGUAUGUGAUGUGUGCAUUCAUAAUGGGAGAACGCCCUAAUACAUUUUUUCCUUCUAUCCAGCUGAAAUUGACGUUGCAUCAACGAGAUCUUCAGGUCGCGGCUUUGCAGCAGGAGCAGCUGGACCUCAUGAAGCAGCUGACCGCCACCCAGGAGACUCUACAGACCCGAGAGCAGUCACUGGGCGACCUCCAGACACGUUAUGAUGAGCUGGAGGCCAGGCUGACGGAGUUGCAGGGAGAAGCCACCUCAAAAGACGACACUAUCCAGUAUUUGCAGAACGAGAAGAUUGUCCUUGAGGUGGCUCUGCAGGUAGCAAAAGCCGGCAAAGAAGGACUCAAGGAAGGAGUCCAACAUUUAGGGGAGAGCACUGAGGCGGCAUCAGAUGUUCUGGAGCAGCUGAGACAAGAAAUAGUUGUAAAGUCAAGCCAGGUAAUAUACACUCCUCUUAAUUGCGUUUCUGCUCUUUUAUGCACUUAUAAUCAUCAACACAACCUGCACAGCAAAUGUUCACAAACCUUUUAUAACAGGGAUGGCCGAUGUGGUGCCAUGCAGGUGUUAUUGGACCACAAUUCCCAUUAUAAAAAAAACCUAUUAAUUAAUAUUAUAUGCCACUUAUGUUCCAGAGUGGCUUUUAAGCAACUUUCCCCUUCUUUUUCCCUGUUCUGGCUGUUGCUAUUAAACAGCAGGUGCAUUUUGGGAUCAUGUGCUGUAGAAAUUACACCUGGGAAAAUUCCUGCUCUGGAUGCCACAAAACUAGUUCACUUCUCUAGUCCUCGUCCAGUGCCCAAGUAAUAUUGAUAUUAUUAUUCCACCCCCAUAGGUAGAAAAUCUCCAGCUUGAGAGUGCCAGUCUCAAGAAGCAAACCCAGAAGGUCAAGGAGCAGUUCCUUCAGCAAAAGGUGUGCGUCUAUAUAAGUGUUUUAAAAUACUGUAUUUUUCCGUGUAUAUUUUCCAUCUAUUUUUGGGGAGGUGGCUCAGAGUUCCAUCUAUUUUUAAUAAAAUGGGGGGAGGUGGCUCAGAGUUGUUGAGCUGUUUUUGCUUUUUGGGGGGGAUUGCAUAGGGUUGUUCAGCUUUUUUUAGGCGGGGAUAGCUGAACAUCGCUCACCCGCAUGCAACGCAAAAUCUGCCUAUCGCCUGUCCCCUCACCAGCAGAAGCUGCCAGUCACCCACCCAAUUGCUGGAGCGUCAGCCAAUUCACACCAGCCCUUGAUGCAACAACCAAUAACACGCCCAAUAGCUGCUGACAGACACGGCAGCAACCAAUCAGCACUACCCAUGUAUAAGACAACCUCCACUUUUAAGCAUGAUAUUUAAAGAAAAUAACCUAGUCUUAUACAUGGAAAAGUAUGGUAAUAAAAAUAAAUAAAUAAAUGGCUCAUAAGGAUGUCAGCUUAUGACUGGGGAACUUGGGGGUCGAAAUAUCACCCUCCAGACCUUUCUGUCUGGCUCUUGCAACUCUUCACAUGCCAUACACCUCACCAACCCUACUUCUCUUCCUCCAUGAGUGCUUGAAUAUAUCCUUGAACCUGGACGGAGAAUAGAGGUUUGUGUGUAUGUGUGUGUCGAAACUUGCCUCCUUUACAAGGGCAAAAUUUUCCAAUGGUUGCUCCACCCACUUUUGCCUGUGGCCACACCCACCAGUGGCAUGCGCCCUUUAGAAUAUUGGCAAGAAGGAAAUGUGGCUCUUGAGCUGAAAAGGAGUCAACACUCCUGCUGUAGUUUUAUAUAGUGUAAUUGCCAGUGUGGUGUAGUGGUUAAGAGCGGUAGUCUCGUAAUCUGGGGAACCGGGUUCGCGUCUCCGCUCCUCCACAUGCAGCUGCUGGGUGACCUUGGGCCAGUCACACUUCUCUGAAGUCUCUCAGCCCCACUCACCUCACAGAGUGUUUGUUGUGGGGGAGGAAGGGAAAGGAGAACGUUAGCCGCUUUGAGACUCCUUCGGAUAGUGAUAAAGCGGGAUAUCAAAUCCAAAUUAUUCUUCUAAAAUGAGGAUGCCCUUCUCUUAGUCCUGCCAGCCUUACAGGCUCGCUUGGUAGGAAUGUGGGAGAGGGCCUUUUCGGUGUCUGCUCCCACAUGCAGGCAACUCCCUCCCAAGAGAAUCUAGACUGGCUCCCUCCUUCACCGGCAGGUAAACACUUUCUUUUUGGUAACUGACUGCUUUUAACGAAAGGGUUGGUGCUGUGCUGUCUUUAUAGUAAUUAUUGGUUUGGUUUUAAUUUGUUUUGUAUACAUAUAUUUUAUCAAUUUUAAAAAAUGGUUCCCCCCCCCCUGUUUUUUAGUGGGUCUUAUUUUUAACUGUAAUCCUCCUUGAGUCCCAUCAGGGGAAAAGGCGGGGUGUAAAUAAAUAUGUAAUGAUGUAUAAUGAUAAUGAUAAUAAUAAAGCUAAGCAUAUCAAUUUCUUUUUUAGGUGAUGGUGGAAGCUUACCGGAGAGAUGCAAAUUCAAAGGAUCAGCUGAUCAGUGAACUGAAGUCCACCAAGAAGAGGCUAGACUCUGAAGUGAAAGAGUUAAGACGGGAGCUUCUCCAGCUUCAGGGUGAAAAGAAAUCCGUGGAGGUUGAGAACUCGAGGUUGGGGAAGGAAGUGUCUCGAGUUCAGCAGCAGAUGGAGGAAUUGGAAAGCCAGUUGCAAGCAGUCCAAAGAGAGCGAGAUGACAUGGAGAGAGAGUUGCAGGUGCAGAUGAAGCCUUUGUUGUCCUUCUUAACGGCCAUAAUAAUGCUUUGGAUCAACCUGUUGGAAUAUGUAGAACAGUAGCUAUGCUGUGGACAUUUGGAUGGCAACAAGCUCUCCAUCCCUGGUAAACUGUGAUGGGAAUGAGCCUAGCCUUUCCCAAAGCUGUCAUGAUCUCCUGCUUCUCCCUUCAGCAUGACCACAAUGGGGAAAUCAUAAGCUUUUACUUCCUUUACAAUCAUUGUUUAUUGUACUAUUUGAAACCUGUUAUAUGAGUGAUGGUGGACUCUCCUUCCUUGGAGGUCUUUAAGCAGCGGUUGGAUGUCCAUCUGUCAUAUAUGAUUUCAUUGAGAAUGCCAGAUUGCAGGGGGUUGGACUAGAUGUCCCUCGGGGGUUCCUUCCAACUCUACAAAUUAUUAUUAUACUUAGCAAUGUAUUAUUUGAAGUCAGCCAACUGUGGCUUGAAGUUGCCUUGUUUCAGAUAAACCAUUGUUAAAUUUAACCACGGUUCAGCUGGCAAAACAAGCUGUGGUUCAUUAAGAAAACAGAAGUGAGACCUUCCUAAUUCCUCGUGCCUGCAAUGGAGUAGGAUGGAGGGGAAGGACAGAACUAUGAGACCAGGGGAAAGCAAGGCUGAUUCCCAUCAUGAUAAACUAUGGUUUAUAAUGACAAUGCCGCCAGAACAUUAACCUGCAUAGAUGUUGGAGUGAUCUAGAAAGGCAGUUCAUAAAUUACCAUCCCAGAGUAAAUUGGAUUGUUUGUGGGCCAUAAAAGGUCCACAAAUUAGUUUUGUUUGAGUUCACCCACUGAAUGUGUCGCCUUUGCCCAAGUAUAUAAAAUUAAGACCUUUUUAUUACAGAAGAACAUGUAGCUUACAGUUCUCCUGUCCUGCUUUUCAGACUUUGCAGUUUGACAGAGAACAGAUGUCUGCUCUAGCUGAAAUGAAUGAAGUAUUAAAACGGCAGGUUGACGAAAUGCAGCAGGAAACCAAAAUGUGAGUAUGACAGAUUAUGCCUUGCCUAGAAUAGCCACAGCAACUAGUACUCAUUGAUUUUGUUCAUCAAGUGCCUAUGCGGGGGAGGGGGGGUCUGCAAUCUAUUAAUGGGGGCAUAUUCUCCUUUUUGCCUUUUAUCUGGAUUUCUGAUUCCUAUAGCAUUGAUGUCAUUUGUCACAUAAUGGUAAUCUAAGAACAACGCAGCACCAAAUUAGUUUUUGACGUGUUGGGAUCACAAACAUGCACUAUUUAUAUGGGAGUUGCUCUUUUAAUUAAAGGUAAAUGGGUACUUUGAAGUAGCUUCAAUUGCCUUUAAAAUAAGAUAAGCUUUUCUUGCCCAAUGAGACUAAAAAUGUAUGUAUGGCAGAUUAAAAAGCAUUAAAGCCAAAAGAGUGGGUUUGAUUCUUACAAUAUGCCUUUGUUUAAUUGUGUGGUAUGAUUAAUUUGCUUGCCUGUGUUAAUGCGGUGCAUGUUUGUGAUCCCAUUUGCUACUUAAUCCUCUUUAGUAUCAAACUACAGUGGAAUUAUUGUUGGGAACAUUGCCAACGUUCUGCUUUUAAUGCUGUUUUAGCAUAUGCUGUGUACCACUGAUGUCAUAUCAGCCUUCUGGGUCAGAUUCAGGUUGGAUUAAAUUUAGAGUGAUAGCCAAUGUCUUAAGUAGACUCCCCCCCUUCCUUGCGGGGGACCAGCUCUGCUGCAACACCCUUUUAUGCAAAAUGUGACAGGCUUUGGGUAGUCAUUAAGCUAGCAGUUUGGAAUACAGACUGAUCUGACUUAAGCCCAUUGGAAAAUUCUCCUGUGGGGCUUAAUGCAGUCCCGCUUUCAAUGAGGCUUGGGUAUGAGCUUGUGUAGUAGAGUGGCUAGACUAGGCCCUAGGAGGCCAUGGUUCAAUUCACCACUUGGCCAUGAAGCUCACUGGGUGACCUUGGGCAAAUCACUGCUUCUUGCCCUAACCGUACAUCAUAGGGUAGUUGUGCGGAUUAAAUGAAGAGGGACUUGGAGAGAGUAAUUCCUAUCAUUUCCCUAGUUAUUGUGCUGUUGGGUUUAUUUCAGAGUUUCCUGCCUAUUUCCCACUUUGCCCAUUUCAUUUAAUUGACAGUUGAAAGAGAACAUGAUCCUAGUGAACAAUGACUAAGACAGGCCAUCUUUGUCUGCCUUCUGUCUCCAACGUAUCCCACCAUUAUCUUGAUGGCAUCCAUUCAAGUGUUAAGUAGAUUUUAAGGGUAGCUAGAUUUACACCUGCUGACGUUUAUGCAAGGCAUGAGAAUCUCGGGAUGUUUCUAAAUGCUCUCCAGGUUACAUUUUUUGAGAUCAGACUGGUACCAGGGCCAGGAAAGUUUGUAAUGGAGGGUGUCCUGUCUAUUAAGUUAUGUCAACUUUUAAUAAACCAUAGAAUAAGUUCAGAUUGAAACGUGCUUAUUCACAUUAUGGAAGAGUAUAUAGCUGGCUGGAACCUUUAAAUGUCCAGAAGGCAAGGUCCUACUUGUUCAUCUUAAUGUGGAGUUUUUUUGAGGUAGUUUUUUUAUAUAACUUUCAAAAAAUAUUACUUUCAGGGCCUUUACUGAACAGAAGCAAAAAAUGAAACGACUGGGCUCAGAUUUGAGCACAGCACAGAAGGAGAUGAAAACAAAACACAAAGCUUACGAGAAUGCAGUUGGGAUCCUCAGUCGCCGGCUACAGGAAGCCCUCUCAGCAAAAGAAUCAUCUGAAGCAGAGCUGGCCAAGUUGAAGGCACAAAUCUCUGACAGUGAAAACAGCCAGGCUGGCCUAGUAAGCAAAAUUCCUGAGCAGGCCUAACUUCACUCACUUAAAACAGGAGUGGGGAACUGGAUCUGGCCCAGUGAGUCAGUUGUCUAUCUCCUUCCCUCACUGGAGACCACUGGUGGGUGAGGGCACCCACAUGAUGUCCAGAAGACAUCAGGUGACCCAUUUUGGGGGCCCUGCACAGUUUGAAAUCAAACUGUUUGGGCAGAUGUGCAGCCCGCAAAACAUGUCUUGAAGCUAUUUGCAAGACCCUUUGAUCAUUGAGUUUUGCAGAGCUCUUUCAGAGUGCCUUUCCAAGUGCUCUGCAAGUUCUGAGAAUCAGCUCAUUGCUGGAUUUUGCAGAGUGAUUUGUGAUGGACUCUGCACAACCCAACGAUCAACUUAUGGUAAGGUUCUGCCAAGUGCUUUGCACAGGGCCUGCAAAACCCCUUUUGGCUGAGCUAACUAUCUAUCUAUCUAUCUAUAUGAUGGCAAGGGGUGUGGCAUCGCCAAAAUGGCCUUGUGGGGCCUAAUGUUGCUUGUGGGGCCAAUGUUCCACACUCAAACUUUAAGCAAUUGAAUUCCUACCGCAACUGAGAUGCCUAAGUAGACUUUGUCUUUUUCGCCUUCAGGAAAGGAUUCAGGCUCUGGAGACAGAACUGGAGGUUCUUGGCCACAGUAAGAUGGUUCUAGAAAAGGAACUGCAAGAAGUGAUCUCGCUCACCAGCCAGGAACUGGAGGAGUACAGAGAGAAAGUCCUUGAACUUGAGGACGAGGUAAUUGUGUUGGCUUCUUGUUAUCCUAUAUCUCCUUGAUGUGGUGCUGCUUCUGUAGGCUGGAUGCAUGUAACCAGUUCCUGAGGAUCAGCACUGGCCUAGAUCUGUGGAGGCAGACUGGUGCAGAAACUGACCUAUGAACUACAGCUGUUGUGCGGAAUAUAUCUCAGCCCGAGGGCCACAUUCCUUUCUUGGCAACCUUCUGGGGUCUACAUGCCCGUGGUGGGCGGGGCCAGAGGCAAAAGUGGGUGGAGCCAUGAAUGUACAUGUUAGCGUUUGUACAGAAGGCAAAUAACAAAAACAACAACACUAUUAUUAUUUGUACCCCACCCAUCUGACUGGGUUGCCCCAGCCACUCGGGGAGGCUUCCAAUAUAUACAGUCAUACCUCAGGUUACAGACGCUUCAGGUUGUGUUUUUUUGGGGUUACGGACACACCGAAACCUGGAAGUACCGGAAUGAGUUCCUUCCGGGUUUCGGCGGUCGCGCAUGCGCAGAAGCGCUAAAUUGCGCUUUGCUCAUGCGCAGAAGCGCCGAUUCACAACCUGCACAUGCGCAGAUGCGGCGCUGCGGCUUGUGAACGUGCCCCUCGCAUGGAUCAUGUUCGCAACCCGAGCGUCCACUGUAUAUAAAAAUAAUGAAACAUUAAACAUGAAAAAACUUGUAUAUACAGUAUAUGCCCCUCUCUAUCUAGGCAAAAAUGAGGCAUUAUCAGAUUUUAAGGAUACCUUCCAGCCAGACAUAAAAACACUAAAGGCCAGGCCAGUAAGGUGUGUAGCCUUGGAAAAGUACUGAGGGUCAGAUGGAGAGACUUGGAACGCUGCAUUGGUUCCUGCCCCUGAGGUUCUCAACCCCACAACUAUGGAGCUCUGAUUCAAAUUUCACCCCUGACAUGAGCUCACUCUGCCAUUGCUAGCACAGAAGGUCAACAGCGUUGGGCACCUGCUAAGGCCCAUGCAGGGGUGGACUUUGGUAAUCUUUUGUAAUAUGGCGCCCCGUGCGAGGCCAAAGUUUGGUGCCCCCAAAUGGAUCUUCUCAGUUAUGUGUUUUCUCAGUUUUGCUCCCCCUCGGCUUGAUGCCCUGUGCCACCCACUGCCCAUGUUCCACCAGGGCCCUACUGCCAUUUUCCAGCAGCCUCCUUGCUCUUCUACCGCUGCUAUUCUUCUUUGCCCGCUAUACACCUGCUCUCUCCAAAUAACCUCUGUGUGCUUUGCCCUGCCCUAUCUCUCCCCUGGGAGGCGAGUGCCUGUUCAGGCCAAGAGAAGGAGGGAGGUAAAUAUGCAGCAGGAACAGCAGCCAGUGGGAGGGCCCCCCUGCUAAGAGAGUCUCUUGCCCAAGGGAACUUGCGCUGCCUUUGGCAAAUCUAUGCUUUACAAGUCCCUUCUGCAGUAUGGGGGCAAUCCUGCUCUGCCUGCCAGCAUUGUUACAUUAGAAUAACGUAGUAUAUGUCAAGCAUCUUGAGCACUGAAAAAAGCUGUACAAAUGCUUGUUGUUGUAAUGCCAUAUGUGGUGCUUGGGUUCAAGGCCUAACAGAUUCCUUAGUCCCCUGGUUAAUGCACGAUAGCCAGUGCAACAUGAGGCACUACGAUGCUCUAGACUGGGCAUUGAUUUGUGAGUUUUGCCAUGCGGGAAGCUAAGCUGUGCAGCAUAGGACAACAUCGAAAUGAAUGCAGAUGAUGAAAGGACAUCCUCCUUCAGGUCCCGACAGAACCAGAUUCGCGGGUGUACCAGCUGAAGUAAACCUGAUGCAACAGCUUUACCUUAAAUUGUUUUGACCAGGAUGCCUCCAGGGUCUGCAGCUAUACACAACACUUCUCAACUCUGCAGUUGCACAAAUAUACUCGUUAUCUCGCUUUACUCCUCCAGGGAGAAGUGAUUUUCUUUUAACGCGUGAUAAUUUUUGAGUUGAAAACACUGGAUAUUUCUACAGCCCAUUUAAAAAGUAGGAACUCCACAGCGGACUGUCCCAAACCAUCUUUUAGAUUUGCAUUUAAACAACCUGAAAAGCUUGGUUGAGAAAAAUCAAUUAAUUCCUCUGUGCUGUGCAUAUCCGGGCAAGUAAGGUGAUACAAGGAUACGUCUGGAAUACAGUUUGAUUGUUUUACUUUGCUAGCUAUAUUUCUGUACCACCCUUUAGCCGAAAAAAGGUUAUCUGGGCAGUGCCACAGACAAAAGGUGGAACCAAGAAGUGAAACAAACAAAUGAACAAACAAACAUAGUCAUACCUCAGUUGGUUGGAUCCUGGUUCUGAUAACACCAAGGUUACAGGGUUGAUUCCCAUAAGGGACAACUGCAUAUUCCUGCACUGCAGAAGUUUGGGCUAGAUCAGGCACCCCCAAACUCAGCAGAUGUUUUGGGACUACAAUUCCCAUCAUCCCUGACCACUGGUCCUGUUAGCUAGGGAUGAUGGGAGUUGUAGUCCCAAAACAUCUGGAGGGCCGAGUUUGGGGAUGCCUGGGCUAGAUGAUCCUCUGUGUCCCUUCCAACUCUAUGAUUCUAGUGUCGCAUCCAACUUAGUCCUACUCAGAAUAGACCCAUUGGCAUUACUGGAUGUAAGUUAGUCAUGCCCAUUACUUUCAGUGGGUCUCCUAUGAGUAAGAAUAUAAGAAGAGCCUGCUGGAUCAGACCAAUUGCCCAUCCAGUCCGGCAUCCUGUUUUCCCAGUGGCCUUCCAGAUGCCUAUGGGAAACCUGCAAGCUGGACCUGGGUGCAACACCACUCUCUCCUCCUGUGGUUCCUAGCAGCUGGUGUUCAGAAGCAUCCUGCCCCCAACUAUGGCAGUAGCAUUGGGUAUAAAACAGCACCUGAAUAAAGCCAGCAACAGAAAUAAAGCAAAGAACUUUAAAAGCACAAAAAAUGGAACACAGAAAGGUUUUAAUCUGUACUUGAUGAGCCUCUCUGGACAGUGCAUUCCAAAACUAGGUGCCACCACUGAAAAGACCCUCUCCCUAGAAGCCAUCUGACAGGUAUUCAAGCAGAAGGGCCUCUGAAGAUGACUUUAGGGUCUGGGAACUUCAUUGGUUUAUAGUGUUUCUUCAUUGUUUGCUACUCAGUGACAUUCAGUGAGCCUGCAAAGUGAUUCCUUAUGGUGGCUGCAGUAAUUGUUCUUAUUGUUCAUUUAGCUUCAGGAAGCCAGGGGCUUCCGGAGAAAGAUAAAGCGGCUGGAAGAGAUGAACAAGAAGCUCUCCCUUGAGCUGGAGCAUGAACGCGGGAAGCUCACUGGCCUCGGCCAGUCCAACGCAGCUCUGCGGGAACACAACCGCAUCCUCGAAGCAGCGCUAGCAAAGAGAGAGGCGGACCUGGUACAGCUGAAUCUUCAGGUACUCUGAGCCGUUUCUGCCUGGGCUGGUACUGUAAAUCAGUUCCAGUUCUUUAGGUUCUCAUUCAUUUUGGUCAGCAGUCUGUGAAUAUUACAUAGGAGGGAUGCAUCAUAUUAGAGGGACACGGGAAAGGGGCUUCUUGGUGGCUGCUCCCAGGCUUUGGAACUCCCUCCCUGGAGAAGCUAGACUGGCUCCCUCCUUGUUGUUCUUCCGCUGACCAGUGAAGACCUUCUUGUUCCAACUUGGGAACUGACUGCUUUCAAUGAAGGGCUGGUGCUGUGCUGUUUUUAUUGUAAUUAUUUGUAUGUUUAAAGCAGAUUGUAUAUAGUUUUAAUAAUUUCAAUGUUUAAUUCCCCCCCCCUGUUUUUCUAGUGGUUCUUGUUUUUAUCUGUAAGCUGCCUUGAGUCCCGUCAGGGAAAAAGCAGGGGAUAAACACACAAAAACACACAUUUGUACACCAUUUAAUCACUGUCAGCUCUAAGUGGUGCACAAGAAGCUCAAUACACUAAGACUAAAAAUGAGCUAAAAUUCAUUAUAAAAUCAGAGUUUGAUUAAAAAGCCUGCUGGAAAGCACUUGAAGUCAACCUCAACAGAAAGAGAGUUCCACAAAACUGGUCCCACAAUGCUGAAUGCACAGCUCCUUGUCACUAUGAACCAUGGGGAAUGUAGUUUGUUAAGGUUUCCAAGAGUUGUUCAGAGACCCCUAUUCCCUUCACCGAGCUACAAUUCCCAGAGUGGUUUAACAUCCAAUCCCUCUUCCCAGGGUGCUGUGCGAACUGUAGCUCUGUGAGGGGAAUGGGAGUCUCAGAACAACUCUUGGAAACCUUCACAAACUACAUUUCCCAUGAUUCUUUGGGAGAAUCAUUGACUUUUUCCAAGUAGUAUGUUGACUUUUUCAAGUAUGAUGCUGCUUUAAAGAGCAUGUGGUGCCUUAGUUAAGCAGACGUGCUUUCGGAAAGCAUCUGCCAGUGCAGUGAGCAAGCCCAAGGACACCAGCUUUAAGUCCUUUGUAUCCGGAGGGUUCACCUUGUGGGUUUUGUUGAUGGCCCAGGUCCAGGCAGUUCUGAAGCGCAAAGAGGAGGAAGACCAGCAAAUGAAGCAACUAAUCCAAGCCUUGAAGACGGCCUUGGAAAAGGAGAAGACAAAAGUCAACAGCCUUAAAGAACAGGUAAGAACUGGUGUGUGUGUGUGUGUGUGUGUGUGUGUGUGUGUUACUUUUCACCAUGAGCAUUUUAAGACUUGCCUGCACAACUGGGCAGAGGGCCCUGUGUGUGGUAUGCAUAUAAAUGAGCAGCAGCCAUUAAGGACUGUUGCAUGAUUAUGGUUAAAUGGCAGUGAGCUGUGAAGCCCUCCAUUUCAGAUCUUGGCUGAAGCCACAGGCUCAGUGGAUGGCCUCUGAUACGCUAAGACCUCCCUAGUCCCUAUUUCUAUCUGCAGCAGGAGGAUGCCAAAAUCGCCACAUGAUAGGCUUUUGCUAUGAUUGCCAAGGUAUUGCAUGUAAGUUUUUGGACUACAAUUCCCAUCAGCCCCAGCCAGUGUGGCCAGUUGUCUGGGAUGGGGGGAGUUGUAGUCCAGCAACAUCUGGAGGGCCAAAGGCUCCCCAGCCUGGAAUGUGAGAGAGAAACCGCAGGUGCCCAGUAAUAAAGAUGGAGAAGGGGCAAUCUUUAGUUGUAGACUUGUGGUCCUUAAACAGAGAUGCAGCACACAUGGACGAAAGGGUGAGGGAAAUGGAUGGGGUAGGAUGGCAGAGAUAUAAUGAUCCAUACACUGAUGCUCUUUGCUGCUAUAGGUUGCAACAGUCAAAGUUGAGGCAGCGCAUAAUCGCCGUCAUUAUAAAGCAGCUGCCCUUGAACUUGGCGAGGUGAAACGAGAGCUGCAGGCGAAAGAAGUCCUCAUCCGGGCCCUUCAGGCUGAAGUGGACAAACUGCAGUGAGUAUUACAAGGAAACUGAAACUACAUUUCUAUUAAAAAUACAUAUAGUUUGGUGUUUUGGGACAAGGUUCCAUGGCUGCUUUAAAAAACCAUAUAUUUUAGGAGGAAUUUCAAGGCCUCCUCAUGGGUUAACCAUGAAUGAAGGGCUAACACAUGAAUAACGAGAGUUGGGGCCAACCCACUGGGCCAGCCCCCCAACAUCCCACCUGGUUCUACCCCACUGAUUUCCACACAUUUGGGAGCCUUUAUUAUGUGGGGAGGAGCCUGCACAAGUGCAGAACUUCAGAACUUCUCCCAAGAAGUGGAGGUCAGGGAUGGAGUCAGGUGGCUGAGCUGUGUUGGAAGCCAGAAUGCAGAGCUGGUAACUGAAGGAAGCUGCAUGUAUCUCCCUUAUCCCCAGGAGGGGGCUCUCUUUAUCCUCUGUGAAGCAGCUCUGAAAGAAUUCUAUCCGCUGAUUGCUCUGUGCCUCCUACUGCAAGAAACAUGGCAGUUCUCCUACUCUGUGGUCCGUUGGUUGCCUGCCUUUGGUGGUUACAGUCCCCCAUUUUCAUUCUAGCACAAUUGCAACCUUGGUUGAUAAUGUACAGUGGUACCUCGGGUUACAUACGCUUCAGGUUACAAACUCCACUAACCCAGAAAUAGUACCUUGGGUUAAGAACUUUGCUUCAGGAUGAGAACAGAAAUUGUGCUCCAGCGGUGCGGCAGCAGCAGGAGGCCCCAUUAGCUAAAGUGGUGCUUCAGGUUAAGAACAGUUUCAGGUUAAGAAUGGACCUCCAGAACGAAUUAAGUACUUAACCCGAGGUACCACUGUACAGUUUAUUUUAUCUCCCCUCAGUGUUCUUGCUGUGCCUCCUCGAGAGGUGCACUCUGCAAUCUGAGAACUGUGUUCUCCUCACAGUGGUGUGAAUCUGUCUUUUUCUUCUAGAGUUGAAGAUGGGAAGCAUUCAGCAGAAGUAUCCCAGUUCCAGGAAGAGCUGGCAGAAGCUCGUUCCCAGCUCCAGCUCCUCCAGAAGCAGCUGGAUGAGCAACUUAGCAAGCAGCCUGCAGAAAACCAAGAGGUGAAGCAUCAAUGUUGCUCAUCUUCCUUACUUGCAUGUCGAUCCAGGGGCAUUGUUAGAAAAAGAUAAUGUCAAAUGUCACACCACUGAGUGGGCAAUGAUUUGAUGGGUGAAUCUAGGUUAUUAAACAGGGCACCAAUUGGGUGAAAUAUGUUUCAUUCAAAAUUACCUUAUCUAGAGAUUAUGGCGGGGUUGGGGGGAUGAAUGGGAUCAACUGAGGGCAAACUGAAUUUAUUUGGGAAAUUAUUUUAGAGUAAAUGCAUUUUAAAACGACUGAUUUGGAGUUGGGAGCAAAAUAAUUGAAGAAUUUACCUGGAGUGGGAAUUUGCUGGCCGGCCUCCUGCGGCAUUUUAGGUUCUAGGUUUUGCAUAAGUAUGUAUAAAUUAGCAAAUGCACAUUUUAUGCAAAAUUGUGAGCUUUGCUGAGGCAUCUGGUUGGGCACAGUGAGAACAGAGUGCUGGGUUAAAUAGACCAUUUAGUCUGACCCAACUGGGCUCCUCUCCUGUUUUUAUUCAAUCAAUCAAUCUUUAUUACGGUCCAGAGACCCAACAAAUCGUUACAAAGCAAUACACAAUUCAUACAGACUACCUCCAGGUUAAACAUGCAUUUUGUUCAGAAUAUAGGGAUCAUUGGUUCUUGCAACCACUGAUAAAAACUUUGCCACUGCUAAUUUUCUAGCAUUUGUCUGGUCUUCCAAUAGGAACCUGACAUAGUGAACCUCUGAUUUUCCCAGGAAAGGUACCAGCAAGGGUAGUAUCAGUUCAGCCCUGGCCUGCUCAUAUUUUGCACAGCUGUUUUUAUUAAAUCUCACUGAACUUCAAUGUGAUUUAAUUGACCUGCAGUAUUACAGCUUCUUAUGUAAUUAUAUUUUGAAAUACUACCCCCCAAUACACAUUUUUUAGGUUGAAGAUCUCAAGUGGGAAGUGGAGCAGAAGGAGAGAGAAAUCCAAGCCCUGAAGCAGCAGUUGGACUUGACUGAGCAACGCAACCAGAAGGAGUUGGAAGGCGUACAAGCCGUUUUACAGGUAUUUAAUUGGACUGUCAGCCAGUUGUCAUGGAAGAUCUGUUACGAGACAUAAUAAGAUGCUAAUGAAAUAAAAGGUUUAUGAGCGUUCCAAGCCUCCACCAGAGUUCAGAUUCUAUAAGACUUGUGAGACUACGGCUGCAAUCCUAUAACUCCGUAUGGGAGUUACCCAUAUGGAACUCAAUGGGACUUGCUCCUGAGUAGAUAGGUUGAGGCUUGCCAUCUAAAAGAAGGGACCUCUUUCCUUUUUUUGGAAUGAUCUUUGGUUAAUGCAGAAGGUCAAUGUCUCCAAUAUUCCUUCUUCUAGAAUAUCAAGACAGAGUUGGAGAUGGUUCGGGAUGAUUUGUCCUUAACCCAAAAAGAUAAAAUCACGCUUCAGGCAAAAGUGACUGAACUCAAGAAUAGCAUGAAGACUCUACUGCAGCAGAACCAGCAACUGAAGCUGGACUUGAAGCAUGGAAAGAUGAAAAAGGUACUUAAGAAACACAAUAUUCAUCUGUAUUUCAUCCUUUUCCUAGAGAACACAAUAAUCUUAGUUUUAUCAUAAUUAAUUUGUAAUGGUUCCUUUUUUGCAAUAACUCCCCAAGGCUCUCAGCAAUCGCCUCAAGCCCACUUUUUGUCAGAGACAAAAGUACUACAUCUUCUGCAUAUAAUAGAAUUGGCAGGGGGUUGUUUGACAGACUAGGAUAGUGAGUAUGUUCCACUGGUAAGCUUCCUGCCAAAUAAUUUACCGUAUUUUUUGCUCUAUAAGACUUUUUCCCUCCUAAAAGGUAAGGGGAAAUGCGUGUGCGUCUUAUGGAGCGAAUGCAGGCUGCGCAGCUAUCCCAGAAGCCAGAACAGCUGCAGCAGCGAUCCCUCUUGUUGUUCUGGCUUCUGAGAUUCAGAAUAAUUUUUUUCUUGUUUUCCUCCUCCAAAAACUAGGUGCGUCUUAUGGUCUGGUGCGUCUUAUAGAGCAAAAAAUACGGUAUAUAAAAAGAGUAGGGGCAAAGAUGCAUCCCUGUUUCAUUCCUUUGAGAGCAAGGAUGGAGUGGGAUAGAUAACCAUUGCUAUUACUGCCCAAAAUAAAAGGGUAAUACAUGUAACCUUCCAAAUUGUCCUGCAGUAACCAUCUCAAAAAUUAAGAGUCAUCUCUAAGCUCAAAAGAGGCAAGGCCCCAGGAAUUGAUGGUACUUGAGAAACAACAGUAGAACAAAAGGGCUUUUCCCUGAGAACAGUUGAGCUAUAAGAGCAAGACCAUUGGUUGUAUCUCAUCCUAGACCUACUGAAAUUAAUGGACAUGUGAGUAACGUCUAUUAAUUCCAAUGGCUGCUUUUUAUUUGAAACAAAUACACAGUGGCAUUUAUGGCUGUUAACUUAAGCUUAAAUGCCUGGUGAAGUGUUAGAAGCAGCUGUUGUCUUUUCGCUAAAGACGAAACAACGUAAAUUGAGACGUGCUUCAUUUUAGACUCGUCGCAGAAUCCAGCUUUUAUUGGUUCACAGUUGUCGUACAUUGAGUGGAGUGGGAUUGUGCACACAGGGUAAGAUGCACAGAGAGAGAGUGUGUGUCGUCGUCGUCUCCCCAGUACAAAUGUAUUGCAUUAUGAGCUGCUUUGAACCAUCUGUCUUGGCUUAUUGAACUUUCACAAGCUGCAAUUAAAAUAGGAAGCUUCUAAUGAACUGAAAAACAGUUGUCACCAGCUUCGGAACAAUCCAAGAUGUUAAGCUAACUCCCAAACCGUGGAUUUAUCAUUGUGGCUUAUUUCAAAGCUGAUAGCCCUAAGUUGGAUGAAAUGAGAAAUGGAUAAUAAAAUAAUCUAAGCUGCCAUUUAUACAGUGGCAUUCAUGGCUGAUUAAAUGUCUUGACCGUACUUGGGGGUCUAGUGAGAGCGUAGUCAAUUUUAAUAAAUUAUUAUUAAAAAAUAUAACACACAAUAAUUAGGCAGUUACAGAAAAUGAAAAAUAAAACAACAAACACUGAGAAUUGUCUCUGAAUACACCAACAAACUUUAGUCUAAGUGUAUAUGCUAAAACCAUUAUAAUUUUAACAAGCAGCAAAAAUGUAGUGUAUCGGCAGCAAUUAUGGUCUAUAGCAGUUUAUAUAAAGGCAAGAGGAAAAGAGAAAAAUAAUAAUUAAAAUAUGUGCUUCAUACAUGCCAAACUGUGCUGUAGACUAUAGGUCCUGUCCUACCGUAUGCCUCACUGUGUAAUUACACAAAGGAAACACAACAAUUUUUAUGCAGUCUGGGGCGACUUUAUCAAUUGAACAGGAUGCCAGCCCUAUUUAAUUCCAAAAUAUUUCCUUCUUGUUCUUUUUAUCUAUCUAUCUAUCUAUCUAUCAUUUAAUAAAAUUUAUUUACCACUUGAUUGUAAGAAACCUCAAACAGCUUACAAAAAAAAGUCAUAUUAUUGGCAAAAACAAUUAUAACUAAUUAAGGUGUUCAGAAUUUAAAACCAAUAAAUUAAAUCCGCAUUCUAGAUAAAGGGUUGGCUUGUCUAAACAGGUGCCGAAAAAUCACUAAGCAGGAGUUCCAAAGUUAGUUGCUGCCAUGGUAAAAGAUUGAGUUCUUACAAAUGACCUUUUUCUGCUGGUGGAAAGCAUGUCUUAAGAACUGUGCUUCAGGUAUUCACAGUAGAGAGAGCUGCGGCUUAUUGCAUGUGGAUUGAUUUGUUUCUUCUUUCAAAAAGAGAAAAACACUGAAGGGAGAGUCAAAUCCUUCAAACCCGGUGACUCCAGUGAAGAUUCCUGACUGCCCCGUCCCGGCAGCUUUGCUGGAAGAGCUGCUGAAACCUUCAGCAGCUGUGAAUAAAGAGCCUUUGAAAAACCUCAACAGCUGCCUCCAGCAACUCAAGUGAGUAAAAUCCUGCUGUCUCUCUGGUAUUUUUUUUUUUUAAACCUGCUUAUUACUACUUAUAAGUAUUUUAGCAGCUUCAUGAACAGUGACAUGGACAGAUGGUGUUUGCUUUUUUUUGUCUGAAAUGCUCAGGUCUUCUCUGUAGGAAAUAUGUCAAUAUUUAUGUUCUGCUUUUAGGGGUUUUUUCUUUUUCUUUCUUUCUUCUUUUAAGAUAUAUUAUUAUCAAAUGACAACUAGUAGGAUAUUGGGUUAGAGACCCAGGCUGCCAUCCUACUCACACUUGUUUUGGAGUUCAGAAUUACUUUUGAGUAGACGUGGUUAGGAUUGCAGGCUAAGUGCUCCAUCUCUGUGAUUCUAAACGUAGAAGUCUCUAUCCGUACAAUUUAAUUGCUUUCCUUGCCGUGUACAUUGCCCUCUGUCACUAUUCAGUUCUACCUUCUUACCUAACACUUUGUUUUCCUCCCAGCAGUGGCGUAGCGUGGGGGGUGCAGGGGGGGCCGGCCGCACCAGGCGCAACAUUGGGGGGGCGCUCGCACUCGCAGCUCUCUGCCCCUACUAAAAUCCACGGGUUAGGGGGCGCAAAUUACUUGCCUUGCUGUGGGGUGCUGACAACCCACGCUACGCCACUGCCUCCCAGUGCUGCUUUUUGAUACUGUUCUUUUCGCUUGCUAAAUACAAACAAGACAGGGUGCCAAAGGAGUCAUCCUUUCCAAUCCAAAGUAGACAACAUGGCAGGGCAUGGGGCAUCUUUGCUCUGCGGAUGUUGCUAGACUCCAGCUCCCAUCAUCCCAAACCUUUGGUCACGCUGGCUGGGGUUGAUAGGAGCUGGAGUCCAAGAACGUCUGGAGGGCCACAGGUUUAUCCCUGCAACACUGUGUCUGUCUUGUAUUUAUUACAUUUAUAUCCCACUUUCCUUGCCAAAGAAUUCAAGGCAGUGUACAUGGUUCUCUCCAGUUCUUCACCUUUGGUAAAGGACCCCUGACCAUUAGGUCCAGUCGUGGCCAACUCUGGAGUUGUGGUGCUUAUCUCGCUUUAUUGGCUGAGGAAGCUGGGGUACAGCUUCUGGGUCAUGUGGCCAGCAUGACUAAGCCACUUCUGGCGAACCAGAGCAGCACACGGAAACACCGUUAACCUUCCCGCUGGAGCAGUACCUAUUUAUCUACUUGCACUUUGACGUGCUUUCGAACUGCUAGGUUGGCAGGAGCAGGGACCGAGCAACGGGAGCUCACCCCAUUGUGGGGAUUCGAACCGCUGACCUUCUGAUCAGCAAGCCCAAGGCUCUGUGGUUUAACCCACAGCGCCACCCACGUCCUCUUCACCUUUGACCUUGCAACAAAUCUGUGAUGUGGAUUUGGCUGGCCCAAGCUCACCCAGAGAGCUUCAUGACUGAGUAGUCCUAGUUCAGCACUGACCACUACCCCACACUACACCUCUAAAGUUGGUUUCCUGCCCCCUUGUUAAUGCUACCGUUAAAGUGAUAUAGACUCUUGUAUGUUACCAUUGUGAAAAUGGAAAACCUGUAUUUUUUCUUAUAAUAUAGAUGUUAAUAUAGAAGACAUGUUUUCUGGCCAUCGCAGUGCAGACUAAAGAGAGGUUCUAGAUGAUAAAGAUCUAUAAUCUCUCUCAAGUCUGGAUUAUGACAGCCAGAAAUGUGUCUUCCUGAAAUCUUGUGAAUCCUGUGAUAUAAACCCAUCCCCUUGUGGAAAUACUGCUAGCUGCCACUCAGCCUUCAUCUGUAGUCUUGCCUUCUGACUUCAUUAUUUCAUCCAAUGAAAACUGACUGGCACUAGGUUCAAGGGCAACCAAAUAACAACCUUCACAAAACUUAAUUUAUGGAAUUUUCUACCGUAAGCGUGGCAGUGGCCACCAGCUUAGUUUGUCUUAUCCUCGUUUUAAACCCAAGUCAUGGAAAAUAAGUCUGCCGAUGGUGAUGACUAGAGAGACCUGUAACCAAACGUUGUGGCCUAGGGCUAGAGUACUCCAAUGCGCCUCUUAGCCAGCCAUAACCUCUCCUGGGGUACUCCAAUUCUUUCCCCUUUGUCUCGCCACCCAAACAAGUUAGCCUUCUUAGUAAUCAUUGGAUAGUUUUGGUUCCUCCCCCUUCCCCAAGAUGCUUUGUGUUUCCACAAGCCUUAGUGUUCCAUGAAGGCUGCUGAUACUUCUCUUGUGUGGGUGGUAUCAUUUUAGCUACGUAAAGAACAGUGGCACUUAGGAGAAUUGCAAAUGCUAUAGAUCAGGGGUGGCCAACUCUCAAGAGACUGCAAUCUACUUUCAGAAUUAAAAACUGGCAGUGAUCUAUCCCUGUUUUUAGGGGUUCAGCUCCAAGUUGUUGAGCUUUUUUUAGGGGUUAAAGAAAGCUUUUGGGGGGGAUUAAGUCACUCACAAAGGGAUGCGGGUGGCGCUGUGGGUUAAACCGCAGAGCCUAGGACUUGCUGAUCCGAAGGUUGGUGAUUCAAAUCCCCACGAUGGGGUGAGCUCCCAUUGCUCGGUCCCUGCUCCUGCCAACCUAGCAGUUCGAAAGCACAUCAAAGUGCAAGUAGAUAAAUAGGUACCGCUCCGGCGGGAAGGUAAACGGCGUUUGCAUGUGCUGCUCUGGUUCGCCAGAAGCGGCUUAGUCAUGCUGGCCACAUGACCCGGAAGCCGUACGCCGGCUCCCUCGGCCAAUAAAGCGAGAUGAGCGCCGCAACCCCAGAGUCGUCCUCGACUGGACCUAAUGGUCAGGGGUCCCUUUACCUUUUAAGUCACUCACAAAGGAAUCGCUUUGGAUUAAAUCAGCAGCACAGAGAAAGCUUCUUUUCCUCUUCCCUUCCAGAGAUCAAACAACAAUCGAGGGCGGGGCAGGAGUCAGUUUUAGUGGCGCUAAGGAAAGGGAGCCACAGAUCGACCGCAAUAUACCAAAACCUCGCAGGGAUCUACCAGUACAGCGGCUCUCAACCUGUGGGUCCCCAGAUGAUGUUGGACAACAACUCCCACCAUCCCUAGCUAGCAAGGGCAGAGUUCAGGGAUGAUGGGAGUUGUAGUCUAACAACAUCUGGGGACCCACAGGUUGAGAACCGCUGCACCAGUACAUUGCGAUCGACCUGUUGGACAUCCCUGCUAUAGAUGAUAACAACAAAUCAGAAUUUCCAUGUUCAGCGUCAGUUUGCCACUCAAUCCUGAUUGCUGAGCAACAGAGAGCGGGGUUGCUGUUUUCAUUGUGGGCUUCUUGGAGGCAUCUGCUUGGCCACUGUGGAAAACUGGAUGCUGGACUAGACGGGAGUUUGGUCUGAUCCAUUAGGGCUCAUAUUACAUUCUUAUCCCACCCUUUGCUCCUUUCUGCUUAACAAAGGCAGGAGAUGGACAGCCUUCAGCGUCAGAUGGAAGAGCAUACGAUAACAGUCCAUGAAUCGAUGUCUUCAUGGACACAGAUAGAAGGGCAACUAACGGACUUUACAUCUAACUUUGCUGCAACUACGACGGGCAACCAGAGCCUCUCCAUUGUAGACCUAAAGGAUAAUAACCUAAGUGCUGGGGAAAAUGAAGAGCCGAUGCAGUGA